ACUUCCCACCUAAACAAAACCAAACACAAGCCAGAGAGCGAGCGCAAGAGCCAGAAGGAAAGAAGCAUGGCGGGGAGGAGACGGUUAGGCCAACCGUUUUUUUCCUCCACCUCCUCCACUCUUGGCGCCAAAGCAAAGCCGUUAGAUUAUUGGUCACCAUCUCCAACCCAACUCGGCUCCUCUCUCCCACCAUUUAUCCUUCCCAGAGAAAAUAAACGCGCCAUGCCAACGCCCCUUCUGCCUGCCUCCUCCGCCCCACCACAAUGCGGCCGCCUUCUUCGUCGACGUCGGCGACGCCGGGGAGCAGCGGCGGCCGGGUGUCGGCGUUCACGAUGCGCGCGGUGGCGCGCAUGUCGAGGGCGCGCUGGUUCAUCUUCCUGCGCCGGGUGUACCAGUACCAGAACGGCCCGAGGUCCGACCUGGGCUCCAACCCUUUCAACUCGCCCGGCUGGCUCGCUCUCGAGCUCGCCGUCAUCGUCGCGCAGAUGGUCCUGACCACCACCGUCGUCGCCACCUCCCCCAAGGAGCGCCCCGCAUGGCCGCUCCGCCUCUGGGUCGCCGCCUACAACGUCGGCAACGUGCUCAGCCUCCCCGUCCUCUAUUGGCGCCACCGGCAUUCCUCCGCCGCCGCCGGCCGCGCUGGUGCGAUCUCGGGCGACCCCGAGAUGCACGGCGCCAACGACGCUCUAAGAAGCAGCUCGUAUCUGAUGAACAAGGCGAGGGCGUUCCUGGAGCUGUUCUUCGCGAUGUGGUUCGUGAUGGGCAACGUGUGGGUGUUCGACGCGCGGCUCAGGUCGUUGCACCGUGCGCCAAGGCUGUACGCGCUCUGCAUCGGCCUGCUCGCCUGGAACGCCGUCGUCUACUCGCUCCCGUUCCUCCUCUUCCUCCUGCUGUGCUGCUUCGUCCCCAUGGUCGGCUACGCGCUCGGCUACAACAUGAACUCGGCCUCCGUCGGCCGAGGCGCCUCCGAUGAGCAGCUCGCCGCGCUGCCGCGGUGGCGGUUCAAGGAGCCCGACGUGCCGAGAGACCGUGAGCACGACGAUCAAGAGUGCUGCAUCUGCCUGGCGCAGUACAGGGAGAAGGAGGAGGUGCGGCAGCUGCCGUGCACACACAUGUUCCACCUGAAGUGCGUGGACAGGUGGCUGAGGAUCAUCUCCUCUUGCCCUCUCUGCAAGCAAGAGCUCAACUGAUGUGUACUUGGCUCCUUAUAUAUACUGACUACGCUGGGUGAUCAGUGGAGCUUGCACUCUAAGCCCCGGAUAGGCCGGAUGCGCUACCUACAUAUUCUGCGACCGCCGGCCGUCGCCCGAUGCAUGCGUCGCACCUCUCGCCGAAACUUCGACAGCACAUUUUUUUCGACUAACUUCGACAGAACUGUACUAACCUAGAUGCUGGCAAGUGAUGGGUACACUUGCAGUAGGUUACAAAUAAAAGAAUGUGUAAGGAGAAAAGGUUUUUUUUUUUGUGUAUUGUGCUGUGCGUGCCCUUGCUUUACAUGAAACUGAGAUGCAGAUAUAGUUUUUACGCAGAGAUCACAUGAGUAUUAGCAGGACACAAAGUUUCUUGGUAACUUCGUUUUUUCUUUUUGGGAGUGUCUACCUAAUAUUCGACUAAUUUAUUUUGGGACUGCAGAUGACUUUUGGGACCAAUAGG
Molecule: messenger RNA, 1653 nt
Organism: Phragmites australis (common reed)
Lineage: Eukaryota; Viridiplantae; Streptophyta; Magnoliopsida; Poales; Poaceae
Product: E3 ubiquitin-protein ligase At4g11680-like
Exons: 3
Coding region: 264-1190 (308 amino acids)
Source: RefSeq, a predicted model, not a curated record